UUUGUGCUAAAUAAAUUGCUGGUAUGGCAUUUAUUUGGGAAUGCCAAAUUUGGGCUCCGUUUGGAUCAGCAUAUCUCUUUUUGUAUGCCUGAUCAAAACUGCCGUCACCAUAUCUCUAUCUCUUUGCAUUGCAUCACUUCUUCGGCCGUUUUGCUCUGCUCCUCUUCUCGCCGAAGCAAACCCAGUUUGCUCUGCUCACACUGAGCACGGGCUGGGCAUUCUGCCAUGGAUCCACCGUCGUCACCGCCGCCGCACGAUCAUGGUCAGCGUGAGCAAGAGCAUCAGGACGGGUGCCCGGCGGCCAGGGAGAAGAGGCCCUGGGGGUGGGCGGCAGCGGCAGCGCGCGCGGUGGCCGGCGAGGCGCGGGCGCAGCGGGGCAUCGCGCUGCCGCUCAUCGGCAUGAACCUCACGUGGUUCGCCAAGCAGGCCGUCACCACCGCCUUCCUCGGCCGCCUCGGCGAUCUCGAGCUGGCCGCCGGCACGCUGGGGUUCAGCUUCGCCAACGCCACGGGCUUCGCCGUCCUCACGGGCCUCUGCGGCGCCAUGGACCCCAUCUGCGGCCAGGCGCACGGGGCCGGCAACGCCGCGCUGCUCCGCCGCACGCUGCUCAUGGCCACCGCCAUGUUGCUCGCCGCCUCCCUGCCCAUCGCGCUCCUCUGGCUCCGCGUCGACACCGUGCUCCUCCGCGUCUUCGGCCAGCAGCCUGACAUCGCGGUGGUCGCGAGGCGGUACGUGCUGUGCCUCCUCCCCGACCUCGCCGUCACCUCCUUCCUCGCCCCGCUCAAGUCGUACCUCAGCUCCCAGGAGGUGACGCUCCCCACGCUCUUCGCCUCCGCCGUGGGCCUCGCCGUCCACGUCCCGCUCACCGCGUGGCUGGCGCGGACCAGGGGCGUCGAGGGCGUCGCCGCCGCCGUCUGGCUCAGCGACCUCGCCGUCGCGCUCCUGCUCUCCGCCUACGUGCUCGCGUCCGACGUGCUCCUCGCGCGGAAGAGCGCCAAGACGGCGUCUGUAGCGGCGCCGUGCGCGCGGUGGUGGUGGCCGGAGGAGACGAAGACGGCGGCGGCCGACUGGCUACGGCUGAUCCGUCUCGCCGUGCCGUGCUGCCUGAACACGUGCCUCGAGUGGUGGUGCUACGAGAUCCUGAUCCUGCUCACGGGCCGCCUGCCGGACGCCCGGCGCGCGGUGGCGGUGAUCGCGAUCACCCUCAACUUCGACUACCUCCUCUUCGCCGGCAUGCUCUCCCUCUCCGUGAGCGCGUCCGUGCGCGUGUCCAACUCCCUGGGCGCGGGAGACGCCGCGGGGGCGCGCAGGGCCGGCGCCGUCUCGAUCCUCGGUGGCGUGCUCGCCGGCGCCUUGGGUGGCCUGCUGAUGCUGGCGUCGCGGCGGCAGUGGCCUCGCCUCUACACGCGCGGCGCGGAGGUGCGGGACGGCGUGGGGAAGGCGAUGAAGGUGAUGGCAGCGCUGGAGGUGGUGAACUUCCCGCUGAACGUGUGCGGCGGCAUCGUGCGCGGCACGGCGAGGCCGGCCGUGGGCAUGUACGCCGUGCUGGGCGGGUUCUACCUGGUGGCGCUGCCGGUGGGCGUGGCGCUGGGGUUCAGGGCCCGGCUGGGGAUCGAGGGGCUCCUGGCCGGGUUCAUCGUCGGCGCCGCGGCCAGCCUGACGGUGCUGCUCGUGGUGAUCGCGCGCAUGGACUGGGGCGCCGAGGCUGACAAGGCGCGGCUGCGGGCCGGCGCCGGCGCCGACGACGAGCCGAAUGCUCACCACAAGGAGGCACCCCAAAAUGCUGCUGACGUUUGACCAUAACUCCAGUCAUUAAGUAGUCUGAAUUAAAAUAUGAGUGCAAUGUAUAUGAAGAUGGAACUUUGGAGAUUUUGUUUUGAAAUCGGUAGAAUCCAUUGCCACAAGGGAGGUGAGGCGAUGAAUGUAGCCUUCGAAUGCUUUCUCCGACAUUCUUUCACUCACUCACUCACUCAUUCCCCAGUGCUCUAAUCUAAUCGAGUCAACUAUACAUAUGUAAA
Messenger RNA from Triticum aestivum (bread wheat), 2018 nucleotides. Its product is annotated as protein DETOXIFICATION 56. Gene Ontology annotation, cellular component: membrane. The record is from RefSeq and is a predicted model, not a curated record. The transcript has a single exon. NCBI's taxonomy places the organism in Eukaryota, Viridiplantae, Streptophyta, Magnoliopsida, Poales, Poaceae. Gene Ontology annotation, biological process: xenobiotic detoxification by transmembrane export across the plasma membrane. Gene Ontology annotation, molecular function: xenobiotic transmembrane transporter activity; antiporter activity. The coding region runs from base 226 to 1797 and encodes 523 amino acids.